Messenger RNA from Moneuplotes crassus, 1040 nucleotides. Lineage: Eukaryota; Ciliophora; Spirotrichea; Euplotida; Euplotidae. The record is from the annotation of a GenBank genome assembly.
UUUUAUGGCAAUGAACAGAAGGAAGAAGACAGACCGUCCCAAGAAGGAUACUAUUAAACUACCCCCUGCUGCUGGUAGCAGCAGGGGGUUUAAUAUUAAGAGCACUCAGCGGUUGUACAAAGAAACUUCUUCGAUGAAUAAUAGCGACAUGUACAUCAGCAACGAAUUUAAAUAACAUACCUUUACUAAGCAGAGCGCCAACAUUUUCAGCAUCUAAGCCUGGGAGACCGGCUUCUGCGAAUCCUCAUGGCUUGAACCAUCAAUUUGCAGAGCUAAAACUGAAGGAAAUAGAACUUGAGAAGGCCAAAAACCAGUUGGUGAGAGACACGGAGAAACAGAAGUACAUCGAGAAGGAAGAAAUCGCGAAGCAAUCGUACCAAACACAGCUUGAUUUCCUGAAGCGAAAUUAUGAAGACCAGAUUGCUGUGCUGGAGAAGCAGCAUGCAAAGGAGCUUAAGACUUUAAUCUCUUCUCAUGAGAGAGAAGUCGCUACUCUGAAAGCUCUGAUGCAGGACCAGAAGGAUGACUUCCAGAUGCAAAGACGGCAGUUUGAAUCUGAUAAAGCAAAGUUUGAGAAGGAUAGGCUAGAUCAAAAUCAGAGAAUUUUGAAUGAACGUAUUGACUACGAAAAAGCAAAGGCAUUUGAGGAGGCGACUACCCUCAUCCGUGCAGAACGAGAACGUGUUGAAAAAGAGUUCAAAACGAGGCGUCAGAAAGACCUUGAGGAGAUAAUUGAUCGUCUCGAGCAAGAAUAUGAGCAACGAUUACAACAGGCCCAAAAACAUGACAAGCAAAGGAUUCAACAACUCUUGAAAGAUAAUAAAGCUCUGAGAGAAGAGCUUGCUUCUUCGAAGGGCACAGCUAAUCGACCCAAAAGAGUCAUUAAGGCUAUUCGCUCUUUUGAAGAAAUUAAAGAGCUAGGAUCCGAUAAAUCUACGUAUGAGCUGUUGAAGGAUGAAGUCCAGCGAUUAAUAAAGGAAGACAACAGCCAAGACCAGGAAAGUUUCAUACUGGAAUCUUUCAAUUAUGAGAGUACCUAA